Messenger RNA from Arachis stenosperma, 1040 nucleotides. RefSeq lists its product as uncharacterized. The record is from RefSeq and is a predicted model, not a curated record. NCBI's taxonomy places the organism in Eukaryota, Viridiplantae, Streptophyta, Magnoliopsida, Fabales, Fabaceae. The transcript has 2 exons. Bases 22 to 780 code for a protein of 252 amino acids.
AAAGGUGAAAUUCCUGAAGAAAUGCUGUGGUUCAUAUGGGCGCUCACUGUUCAGUAUGAUUGCGCCAUCAUAGUUCCUGGAAUUACUAUGUACAGGUUCCUCUGCGAUAAAAACUUCUCAGGAACAAAUCUUGAGAAACUUCUCAAGAUGUUUGCACCCAUCCCAUUUUGGAGAGGAAAACUCUUCAGUGCACUAACAGACCAUGACGUUUGGAACAUCCCUGAUAAGCGAAGACACAGGUUUUAUUAUGCCUUUGUCUUAAGAAGGCUGUUUGCUUAUCGUAAUGAGAUUCUUUACACCAGAAAUAACUUUAACAUUGUUGGUUACUCAAAGAUAUGGCCAACAGAUGAGAAACACUGUCUCAACAAUCUGGUCAAACAUCUCACCUUCCACAACAAUCCUAACGUCGAGGUACUCACAGAAGCCAUUGAAGGACUCUCACUUCCAUCAGAAGAAGAAGCUUCCUCCUCCAGGACUAUACAAGAAGAAUUAAGAGAGUUCCAAGCCAACUUCCUUGCUUCAUCUGUGACUUAUCCUACCCCGCCACUUCACCAGGAUGAACACCCAUGGAAUUCUCCUCUUGUAGACCAAGCCACAUAUGGCUAUGGAAACAUUGAAGACGAAGAGCCAGGAUCAAGGGUCUAUCCACUAUUGCCAAGCCCAACAUAUGUGGAUGCUGGGAUUGAAGAUGGUGACACUGAGGAUCAAUACACAGAAGGACCACAUGACCUUAUGGAUGACAUUGAUGAACAUGAGCCCAUUACGAAAUACAAUCUGUGAAGAAUGGGACCCAGCAAGAAUCAUGAUGUCCAGAAGUCAUUAUGGCUUGCCUCAGUCUUGAGGAUCCUGCCUAUCAGAAAUGAAACUGAUCCGAUCCAUGAGAAGUUCCAGUAUUGGAAAGAAAGAACAUAUCGGCAUCCAUGACGGUCUUGUCAUAAGGUCCCUUGAAUCCCCAAUUGAGAUGAGUUUAGUGGGAAAUCGGGAUAGAGAUGACAGGAUGUAUUGGUCCCUUGGUAUGUUCUUUCAGAAGUACGUCUGGA